UCUUUCUUCCAUUCUCUCUUAUAUUCUCAUUGCUUUUGUUUUGUGAGUGCUAAAACUCUUCCUCAAACACAACACAACCUUUUAGAUUUCUGUGUUGUGGGUUUUUGGUUUUGUCUUGUUUGGUUGGUUCUUCACAUUUUGAGAGAUAUGGCAAUGACCCUUUUGAGGUAACACGUAUGAGAAGCUCUCAUUUGGUCGCCAUCAAAAUCCAUUAACAACCUCUACUUUUUAUUUUUCAUCUAUUUUAGUUAGUUUCAUUGAGGUUGUGAAUUCUUAUGAUGGCACCACCAAGUUCAUUUCCGGUGUCAAUUGAGAAUGUCAAUGAAUUCACCUUGUUGAAAAUCCAUGACUCAGAUUCUGCUAAGUUUCUUGAGAAGCAGAAAGCUUCAACCCCCAAGCAGUUAACAUGGUUUCUGCUUCUCAAGCUUCAUAGGGUCUUGACCCUAUUGUCAUGGCUAACUAAUGGAUUCAAAUCCUCCUUUGGCUUGAUCAAGAAGAGGGUUUCAUUGCCUGAUGAUGAAGGUCCAAAGCACAGAGGGAGGUUAUACAGGUUCUUAAGGGUGUUCCUUGCCCUCUCCAUUGCUGGUUUGGCCAUUGAGAUCAUUGCUCAUUACAACAAUUGGACCUUGCGUGUGAUCCAACCUUGGGAGGUUGAUGGGUUUCUUGAAUGGUCUUAUGUGGCUUGGAUUUCAUUCAGAGAAGAGUAUGUUGCCCCAUUAGUAUUGUUGAUGUCAAAAUUCUGCAUUGUUUUGUUCAUGAUUCAGUCCUUGGAUCGGUUAGUUCUUUGCCUUGGUUGCUUCUGGAUCAAGUACAAAAAGAUCAAGCCAACCUUUGAUGAAGAUGCUUAUGACAUUGAAGACCCUUCAAGCUUCCCAAUGGUCCUUGUUCAGAUUCCAAUGUGCAAUGAGAGAGAGGUUUUUGCACAAUCAAUUGGUGCUGUUUGUCAACUUGAUUGGCCAAAAGAUAGACUAUUGAUUCAAGUUCUAGAUGAUUCAGACGAUCCGAAUUUGCAGCAACUCAUCAACGAGGAGGUUUCCUCUUGGAAAGAUAAAGGGGUCAACAUUAUCUACAGGCAUAGAUUGAUCAGAACUGGUUACAAAGCUGGGAAUCUCAGUUCUGCAAUGUCAUGUGACUAUGUCAAAGACUAUGAAUUUGUUGCAAUAUUUGAUGCAGAUUUCCAGCCAAACCCUGAUUUCCUCAAACUAACUGUUCCACAUUUCAAGGGAAAACCUGAUUUGGGUUUGGUUCAGGCUAGAUGGUCGUUUGUGAACAAGGAUGAGAAUUUACUUACCAGACUUCAGAACAUUAACUUGUGCUUUCACUUUGAGGUGGAACAACAGGUUAAUGGUCAUUUCCUCAAUUUCUUUGGAUUCAAUGGAACUGCUGGUGUCUGGAGGAUUAAAGCUUUGGAGGAAUCAGGAGGCUGGCUCGAAAGAACCACCGUCGAAGACAUGGACAUAGCUGUCCGCGCUCACUUAAACGGAUGGAAGUUUAUCUACCUUAAUGAUGUCAAAGUUCUCUGUGAAUUACCAGAGUCUUAUGAAGCUUACAAGAAGCAACAACAUCGCUGGCACUCGGGUCCAAUGCAGCUAUUCCGGCUGUGUCUUCCUGCUAUAAUAACUUCCAAGAUUUCAAUUUGGAAGAAGUGUAACUUGAUAUUCUUGUUCUUCCUAUUGAGGAAACUGAUACUUCCUUUCUAUUCCUUCACCUUGUUCUGCAUCAUCCUUCCCUUGACCAUGUUCAUACCUGAGUCUGAACUUCCCCUUUGGGUGGUCUGUUAUGUUCCUAUUUUCAUGUCAUUCUUGAACAUCCUUCCAGCCCCGAAAGCCUUCCCUUUCCUAGUUCCCUAUCUCCUCUUUGAGAACACCAUGUCAGUAACAAAAUUCAAUGCCAUGGUUUCUGGUCUAUUCCAGCUCGGAAGUGCUUACGAGUGGGUUGUGACAAAGAAGACAGGCAGAUCAUCCGAGUCAGACUUGCUAUCCUUUGCCGAGAGAGAAUCAAAGUUAUCCAGCGAAGAGAAGAUUCAAAGGAGGAACUCAGACUCUGGCUUGGAAUUGCUAAGCAAACUCAAGCAAGCCGAAGCACCAAAAAAGAAGAGAAACAUGCUAUACAGGAAGGAACUCGCACUCGCUUUACUUUUGCUCACAGCAGCUGCAAGAAGCCUUCUAUCAGCACAAGGACUUCAUUUCUAUUUCUUGCUCUUCCAAGGAUUAGCAUUUCUAGUGAUGGGUUUGGACUUAAUUGGUGAGCAGGUGAGUUAAAACAUGAGCAAUUGGAAUCGGUUGCUACUUGUUUUUUGAAGCCCUUGUGCAGAUUUGAGUUGAAGUUCAUCAUCCAAUAUACAACCAUCUGAAGAACUAAGCAAGAAAAAGCCUACAAACUAUAAAACAAUAAUAAGUAUUGAGGCUCCAUACACCAAAAGAUUGUAUUUUUUCUUUUGUCCCAUUUUUUGGUAGACUUCAAAUUUGUUAUAGAGUGAUGGCAUUUUGUGGAUUUUCACUUGUGUAAAGCUUUAGAACUAAGAAAAUAUUAUUCAACAUAACUGUA
This is a messenger RNA of Arachis stenosperma, 2547 nucleotides long. RefSeq names its product xyloglucan glycosyltransferase 4. Bases 276 to 2261 code for a protein of 661 amino acids. NCBI's taxonomy places the organism in Eukaryota, Viridiplantae, Streptophyta, Magnoliopsida, Fabales, Fabaceae. Gene Ontology annotation, cellular component: Golgi apparatus. Gene Ontology annotation, molecular function: glycosyltransferase activity. The transcript has 4 exons. The record is from RefSeq and is a predicted model, not a curated record.